This is a messenger RNA of Metschnikowia bicuspidata var. bicuspidata NRRL YB-4993, 1225 nucleotides long. It is a transcript of the gene DCG1, whose product is annotated as Dcg1p. The record is from RefSeq and is a predicted model, not a curated record. The transcript has a single exon. The coding region runs from base 124 to 813 and encodes 229 amino acids. Lineage: Eukaryota; Fungi; Ascomycota; Pichiomycetes; Serinales; Metschnikowiaceae.
CCAACCCCCACCCAUCGCAGUAGAAAACAUCUUAUAUUCUCCUCAUUUCUCUACCCGGACCAUAUUUGCAAAUACGGUCGAGUCUGGCGCCGUUUCCCGCAAGUUCAAGCACAUUUGCACCCAAUGCCAUCCAUUCUUGUCAUCAACCCCAACUCGUCCACAAAAGUAACCGACGGUCUCCGGGCGAUCUUGAAUGCACCUGCAGGAAUCACCCUUGAGUUCUACACGGCGCCGGCGUCGUCGCCACGGGAAAUCGAUGGUGCACAAUCGCUGGUUCUCUCGGAGCAGGCCACGCUUCCGGAUCUAGUGAAAAAAAACCUCCAUACUGCCCACGAUGGCUAUCUUGUAUGUUGCUACUCGGACCACCCGCUAGUAAACAGUCUAGCACAGAUCACACGGCUGCCUGUGUUGGGGAUUAUGCAGGCCACAUUGCUCUACAGCUAUGCCAAUGCCCGCCUCCAGAAGCUGUUUGUUUUGACCAGCACCAGCGGCUGGAACCCGCUUUUGGACGAAGGAAUUACGGCCUUUGCUGGGACCGGUGUGUUCCCACUGCACAAGUUCCAAAAGACGCGUGCUCUUGACGUGUCUGUCUUGAGUUUAGCCGACCCUGCGGAAUUCAAGAAAAUCUCGGACCGCCUUGACUUCUUUUUGCAGGAGUACAAGGACGACCACAUUGACUGUGUUUUGUUGGGCUGUGCGGGAAUGGCGGGCUUAGACGACAAGCUUUCUGCCAUGUACCCGCACAUCGAGUUUGUCGAUAGCUGCAAGGCCGGCGUGGCAUUUCUUGUGAGUCUCAUGUCGUUUGCCAAGUAGGACCUUCUGUUUGAGCAGUUUAUAUAGAACUAUGCUUCUGGCGAGUAAGAAUACAUAGUAUUUGCUGGAGGACGCCAGGACUGGCUGUAUGAAAAGAUUCAUUUGGGCUGUCUUUUGAGCCCCAUGGGUCUUUCGUUUGACUUCUGUGAGAGGGCUGAUGUUUCGAUGAUUACUCUUUAUCCAUUGUUGGUUGGUGACUCUCGAAUUCAAAGACUGGAAUACUUACUCGUAGUCAGAGUUCAUUGUCUCCAUCGCCCAUCUUGAGGACUGUGAAUAUCAGUCCGGAUCGAGUUUAUGGCGAUUAAUGCGGUGAUCGGGAGGAAGGUUAGUUUCUGAACCAUGAGGGGUUAAGCCCACUUCACAGUGUGAAUUCUUCAUGGUAAUUGUAGCAGAGAGAAACUUCUUUUUACAA